Messenger RNA from Panicum virgatum (switchgrass), 1975 nucleotides. Its product is annotated as sodium/hydrogen exchanger 4-like. Gene Ontology annotation, cellular component: membrane. Lineage: Eukaryota; Viridiplantae; Streptophyta; Magnoliopsida; Poales; Poaceae. Bases 32 to 1615 code for a protein of 527 amino acids. The transcript has 14 exons. Gene Ontology annotation, biological process: sodium ion transport; proton transmembrane transport; regulation of pH. Gene Ontology annotation, molecular function: sodium:proton antiporter activity. The record is from RefSeq and is a predicted model, not a curated record.
GGCAUGGCCGAGACGCAGGGAGAUAGAAUCGAUGUCGGCGGCGGCGUGGGGGGAGGCGCUGGCGGCGGUGGGCGGGACGGCGGGGAGCAGCACCACGGUGGUGUCCAUCUGCGUGUUCACGGCGGUGCUGUGCCUGUGCCUCGUCGCCGGCCACCUCCUCGAGGAGAACAAGUGGGUCAACGAGUCCAUCACCGCGCUCAUCAUCGGGUGCCUCAUUGGAGCGAUCAUAUUUCUGCUCACCAAAGGGAAGCAAUCGCACAUCCUGAGGUUCGAUGAGCAGCUCUUCUUCAUCUACGUGCUUCCACCCAUAAUCUUCAAUGCCGGGUUUCAGGUCAAGAAGAAGCAGUUCUUCCACAACUUCAUGACCAUCAUGUCUUUCGGGGUAUUCGGUGUUUUCAUUUCGGUUGCAAUAGUUUCCGCAGGCUGCUACUGGCUCUUCCCGAAAGUUGGAUUUGGAGAACUUGACGCAUCAGAUUAUCUAGCUUUGGGAGCCAUAUUCUCUUCAACAGAUACCGUGUGCACAUUGCAGGUCAUAAACCAAGAUGAGACACCAAGGUUGUACAGCCUGGUGUUUGGAGAAGGAGUCGUCAAUGAUGCAACAGCAGUUGUUCUUUUCAAUGCUAUAAAGAAUCUCAAUAUCAGUCAGCUCAAAGGCGGGGUUGUGCUAAAAGUCAUAUCUGAUUUUCUCUAUCUGUUCGCAACCAGCACUAUCCUUGGAAUCUCAAUCGGUCUAUCGACUGCUUAUAUUCUCAAAGCUCUGUAUUUGGGUAGGCAUUCAACUGACCGAGAGGUAGCGCUGAUGGCUCUCAUGGCUUAUUUAUCAUAUAUGCUGGCAGAGUUGCUAGACCUGAGUGGGAUUUUGACUGUGUUCUUUUGCGGCAUUGUCAUGUCCCAUUAUGCAUGGCACAAUGUGACAGCGAACUCAAGAAUCACAACAAAGCAUAUAUUUGCAACAUUAUCAUUCAUCGCUGAGACAUUCAUCUUUCUUUAUGUUGGUAUGGAUGCCCUUGACAUUGAUAAGUGGAAGACAUCAAAGGCAAGUUUUAAGACAUCCAUCAGUAUCUUUGGUAUCAUCAUCCUGUUUGUGUUACUUGGACGGGCUGCAUUUGUUUUCCCUAUAUCCAUUUUGUCAAAUAACAUGAGUGGAAGUUCUGAGAGAACGCCAAUCACGUUCAAGCACCAGGUUGUCAUUUGGUGGGCUGGGCUCAUGAGAGGCGCUGUUUCGAUUGCACUAGCAUAUAAUCAGUUCACGUUUUCAGGGGUAACAUCAGAUCCAGUUCAUGCCACCAUCAUCACCAGCACAAUCAUUGUAGUAUUUUUCACCACUCUGGUAUUUGGCUUCCUGACUAGGCCUCUCAUAACUGCCAUGCUCCCGCGUCACUCGAGGGCGCUGUCCAGAGGCCAUAGCACUGGCAGUAACUCCCCAAAGGAUGACUUCACCAUGCCAUUUUUCUCAACUGAUGAGGACGCAUCUGGCAGUGGUAUCGUCUUGGAGCAAGCCAAGAGAAGCAUAUCUAUGCUGCUAGAGAGGCCUGUCCACACGGUCCACAUCUACUGGAGGAAGUUCGAUGACAAGUUCAUGAGGCCAAUCUUCGGUGGACCGCAGUCACACUGACUGUGCAUGAAGCAGAGCCAGAUGCUGCCAUAUACAUCUGGGGUUCUGAAAUCAAGCGCAGAUAAAGAAGGUGCGUCUAUGGUGGCGAUUCCCUGUUUAGUUUCACAAUGCCAAAUGCAGAAGGCAAAGCUUUUGGCUCGCAGCCCUGAGACUGAACCUGAAAUAGAAAUGUCUGGCAUUAGGAAGCUGUCAUAUAAAACAGCUACUGUGUUUGGCAGGCUGACUCUGCUGAAAAUAGUUUCUCUGAAUUUUGCCUGCCUAGUUUGCUCAUGGCACUGUAAAGUUUUAUGACAGAAUGGUUCCGAGCAACUUAAGUGCCCUCUUUAUUCGGAAUCAACAAACCGUCUUGUUUUCAGAUUA